This is a messenger RNA of Rhagoletis zephyria (snowberry fruit fly), 2169 nucleotides long. The record is from RefSeq and is a predicted model, not a curated record. Lineage: Eukaryota; Metazoa; Arthropoda; Insecta; Diptera; Tephritidae.
AUGCCGCCGCCGCCUCAAGGAAAUCUUCCGCCGCCACCUCCGCUUCAAAAUGUAAACAACUUUGGCGGGCCGUACCAGGCAGCGAAUCAGCAGAACCGACUUGAUCCCGAGGGAAUGCCCAGUGUGGUACAGGUGAUCUUGGAAGACAAAACGAAAUUUGAGUCCAAUAGCAAUGUUCUCUUUACCACCACUGUGCCUGCCACUGUGCCUCCGCUCGUCACUACCAUCAUGGAGAAUGAUCUUCAAGUGGUCGAAGAUGGCGGUACUGCCAGGCCUAACUUCCUUCGGCCUACAAUCUACCAAGUGCCUGUCACUGAAGAUCAUCUGAAGACAACAGAUAUUCCCCUUGGACUGGUCAUCAAGCCUUUUGAUGAGCAGGAAGUCGAUGGCAAAAUCUACGUUCCUGUGACCAACAGUGAAAUUGUUCGUUGCAAUCGUUGCAAGUCCUACAUGAACCCGUACAAUCGUUUUGUCGAUUGUGGCCGCCGGUUUCAGUGUUCACUGUGCAAACACGUCACCGAAGUGCCAGCUGGCUACUUUGCCAAUCUUGACCACACAGGUCAACGACUUGACAAGUAUCAACGACCUGAACUCUUCCUCGGUUCAUAUGAAUUUAGAGCUACUGAAGAGUACUGCCGAAACAAUGUCAUGAAUAAUCGGCGUCCACAUAUCAUCUUUGCUUGCGAACUUACUGAAACGUCCAAGCCAAUUUUGAACUAUCUGUCGACAAAUCUUGUUGAUAUCAUUCGUAACUUUCCAAAGGACCCUCUCAAUCCAAACUCAUAUCCACCAAUGGUCGGUUUUGUCACUUACAACUCCAAGAUUCAGCUGUACGACAUUGUAAAUAAUGGGCAGGCCCAUGUUGUCUGUGACCUGUCAACUCCGUUCCCUCCACUGAACACCUUUUUAGUGGACCCACUGGUGCAUUUGGACAAAAUUGAAAGUUUCCUGAAAACUCUGCCAUCGUUGUACGCAAGCGAGGAGCUGGAGAUGCAAACUAUUCUAGGUCCGGUGAUUGAAGCCGCCUUGAUGACCACCCAAGUUGACGUCAACAACUGGUUUAACCAGGAGCAGGCCAACAAAGUUAUUGUUGAUAAAGACCAGAAUCAGACGUACGAAACUAUUCCCGUCGGCAAGAUUUACCUCUUCCACUGCACGCUUCCCACUUAUGGCAAUGAUACAGACACGCCUGGGCGCCUGAAGCCUCGCUGGACAAAUUCAAUCGAUGAAAUUCGAAAGCUUCUCGGCUCGGACAAAGAGAAGACUGUCCUUUCACCCGAACUCAACAAAUACUACCUAGGUUUGGGGCAAAAGUGUGUCAAGGACUUUGCCAGUGGUGUCGAGCUGUUUCUCUUUCCGCCUGCCAAUGGUUCAUAUUUGGAUGUUGCCACUCUUGGAGAGCUGACUCGACUUAGUGGAACUGGAGCCAUUUUCAAAUACUUUAACGAUUUCUCCGACGCCUUUCUUACCGACUUGAAGUACUCGCUGUAUUCAAGUUAUGCAUUUGAUUGCAUUCUCAAAGUGCGAACCUCAACUGGCAUCAGACCUCACGACACUUAUGGAAACUUUCACCUCACUCUACCCAAUGAUAUUGAGUGCGCCGCAUUGAACACAAGCUCGAGUUUGGUUGUAGACUUCAAGUACGACGACAAGCUGCCCGACGAUGAGCACGUCAUUAUUCAAGUCGCAGUCCUUUACACCUCUCUCUCAGGAGAACGACGAGUUCGGCUGCAUAAUUUGGCACUCGCCCCUUGCCAAGUGAUCAGUGAUAUCUACCGAAAUUCCUGUUGUGAUACGAUAGUUAAUCUAAUUGCACGAAAUGGUAACACUUUGCAUUUGGGUCAAUUAAUUUUACCCGAGUCACUCAAGCUUCUCCCAAUGUACACCUGUGGCAUACUAAAGUGCGAUGCCAUCGAUGGAGGUCCGGAGAUGAAUCCAGACGAUAAGGCACUUGCGCAGCUGAAGAUGCUCGGAGCUCAUCCUUCACUGAGCCAGGUGUUCUUGUACCCGCGACUUUAUAAGAUUGAGUACGAGGAUGCCAACGAAGAAAAUCUCAAAUAUUCGCAAAUUAGAUGCUCCAGCUACAAACUGAACGCUCCAGCACUGGGCUUUAUUCUGGAGACCGGAUUUUACGUUCUCUUUAUGAUAACCACUUCAGGUUGUUCAAAU